Messenger RNA from Adineta steineri, 1944 nucleotides. Lineage: Eukaryota; Metazoa; Rotifera; Eurotatoria; Adinetida; Adinetidae. The record is from the annotation of a GenBank genome assembly.
AUGACAGAUAACAGUGAAUAUGAACAGUUUCUUCAAACACAUGAAUUUCAACUUGUUCUUAAUAAUAUUCCAAAACAUUUCUAUCGACGUUUAUAUGAAAAAAUGAAAAAUGAAAUAUUUGAUAGUGGAUCAUAUUUUCAAUUAUGUCCUGUUGAUGAUGAUGAUGAGGAUUUAGAAGAAGUUUUCAAUCCGGAACGUCGAUAUUAUGUAUCAACAUUAGAAAAUGUUGUAUUGGAUCCUAAUAAUGAUGAAAAUGCGAUAUUUCUUAUUGAUCAUGCCUGGACAUAUAGGAUAAAAGAAGCAAGAAGUAACUUAAUAAAUAUACCAAAUUUAUAUGAACGUAUGGCUGCAUUAAUGAAUAUUGAUACAGAAACAAAAGAAGAUGGAAUUGAACUUAUUUUACAACGUAUGUGGAAAUAUAAUCAAACAUAUACAAUGACAUCAACACAAAUUGAUCCACAAAAAGAUUGUGAAGAAGCAUAUGAACCUUUUUGGUAUAUAAUGGAUGAAUUAGGUUCAUCAAUACGUCAUUCCAGUACAAAUGCAAAUGUUUGUUGUACAUCAUUUUUCUUUGCACCAAGUCAAACAAUGUUUUCACUUUUCUAUCCAAUUGUUCGUAUUGAUCAACCAUAUUCGGAAAUUUUUCGAAAUUUUGUUUAUGAUAAUAAUGAUACACUUGAUCGUAAUAUUCGAUUAUUAAUAUGGCGACAUAUAAAUGAUCGAAAAUUAAUACUUCGAAAUUUAAUGAUUGAGAAUAGUCCAGAAUUAUUCAAUAAGAAACUUGAAAAUAAUAUCGAAGUAUAUGAAAAAUGUCAUAAAAAUGAUCUUUAUGAUAAAAAACCGAUUAAAAUUGAAGGAAUAAAAAUUGAUCCAGAUCGUAUUUGGAAAGUUUAUACAGAUCAUGAUUUAGUUACACAAUAUUUAACUGAUAAACAUUAUCAAUUAGUUGAUGAUCCUGAACAAGCAGAUCUUAUAUUUGUUAUGAAACAACUUCAAGAUUUUCGUCAUGAAAUUUUAGAAGAAAAAUUAAUCAAUCAAUUUCCAUUUGAAAAUCUCAUUACGAACAAAGAAUUAUUAGCACUUGUAGCUAGACGAUGGAAAUCAUUGAAUAAUUCAACAUCAACUGAUAGUGAUCCAUAUGUUGAUUCUCAAGGAAGUCCACCAUGGUUAGCAACAACAUUUAAUCUUACUUAUGAAUUAACUCAAUUUGCUGUUUAUUUUCAAUAUCGUGAAGAUCAACAUCUUGAUAAUACUUGGAUAAUCAAACCAAUAAAUUUAACACGUUCAAUCGAUAUGUCAGUAACAAAUUCAUUGGAUAUGAUUCUCCGUCUACCUGAAUCCGGUCCAAAAAUUGCAUGCAAAUAUGUUUAUUCACCUGUUCUAUUAAAAAUACCUGAAAUGGAAGGUAAUGGAGUGAAAUUUGAUGUUCGUUAUGUUUUGCUUUUACGUAGUAUUCGUCCAUUAAAAUUAUAUGUUCAUAAAAUUUUUUGGCUUCGUUUUGCAAAUAAACCAUAUUCAUUAAAUGAACUUGAUGAUUAUGAAACACAUUUUACUGUAAUGAAUUACCGACCAAAUGCAUUCUUACGACAAAUGAAUUGUGAAACAUUUAUAUCAAUGUAUAAUGAACAACAUGGGCAUAAGGAAGAAACAUGGUCUAUUGUUGAACAACGUAUAUUUCAAAUGUUUAGAGAAAUAUUUCAAUGUGCAACUAUAGAAGAAGCACCAUUGGGUAUUGAUUCAUGUUCAUCAUCACGAGCUUUAUAUGCAGCUGAUUUAAUGCUUGAUAUAGUUGAUAAUAAAGUACAACCAAAAUUAUUAGAAAUUAAUUUUACACCUGAUUGUCAUCGAGCUUGUACUUUCUAUCCGAAUUUUUAUAAUCAAGUUUUUAAUGUUCUUUUUCGUGAUACAACUGAUGAACAAGAUGUUAUAGAUAUUUCACAGUAA